This is a messenger RNA of Dufourea novaeangliae, 497 nucleotides long. RefSeq names its product M-phase phosphoprotein 6 (gene Mpp6). The coding region runs from base 1 to 450 and encodes 149 amino acids. Gene Ontology annotation, biological process: maturation of 5.8S rRNA. NCBI's taxonomy places the organism in Eukaryota, Metazoa, Arthropoda, Insecta, Hymenoptera, Halictidae. The transcript is spliced from 3 exons. The record is from RefSeq and is a predicted model, not a curated record.
AUGAAUUCAAGCAAAGCAAAGUUAUCGAAAAGUAUACUGGAAAUGAAAUUUAUGAAACGUACUAAAGAAAAAGUAGAAAAACAACAAUUUCAAGAAGAAGGUGAAGAAUAUUUUGGAAAUGAAGUCACAAAACGUAUGAAGAAGGAAUCUGAAAGAUUCAUCAUUGAACCUAGUUACAUCUUUUGUGAGAAGUUAAUUGAUGGCAGAGUAAGUUAUCAGGGAAUGAAUCCUGAGGUGGAAAAGUUAAUGGAAGCUGAAGAAAAAAAUAAAUGUGUUUUAUUGGAUAUAAAGAAUGAUACAGAUAUUUCAGAUGAACAAAUGGUAGAACAUUGGAAAGGCUUAAGGACUAAAAUAAAAUCUAAAUACACAAAUGUAGAACAAAUACCAAAAAGUAAUACUAAAUGUGAAUCAGUGCCAAAGAAGCCAAAAUAUUUAAAGCCUCAAGAUUAAUAUUAAAUAUUAAUUGUUUGUACAUAUUCAACUAUUGAUUGUAAUAG